Messenger RNA from Microdochium trichocladiopsis, 778 nucleotides. RefSeq lists its product as uncharacterized. Gene Ontology annotation, cellular component: membrane-bounded organelle; cytoplasm; kinesin complex. Gene Ontology annotation, biological process: microtubule-based movement. Gene Ontology annotation, molecular function: kinesin binding. The coding region runs from base 409 to 777 and encodes 122 amino acids. The record is from RefSeq and is a predicted model, not a curated record. The transcript has a single exon. Lineage: Eukaryota; Fungi; Ascomycota; Sordariomycetes; Xylariales; Microdochiaceae.
AUCUAUAAGAUGCACUCACUCGUGCAGUUUUAUACACGAGCCUGGCUCUCGUCAGUGGGUGAUACGGUAAGAUGGAAGCAGACAUUUCUACAUAUCAUAUCAGAGAAUUACCCGCCGGGGAGGUAUGAGAACUGGUCAUAGUGUCAACAACUUAAGCCUUACAUUGCGCAGCUUAUCGAAACCCAGCCUGCGGAUGCUAAGGGUGCGACACAAUUGGCGCAGUUAUUAACAAACGUAGGAUGGUAUAGCUAGCAAGUUGGAGGGUACGAGAGGGCCGAGGCAUUACUUCGGAGGGCAGUGAAGGUUCGAGAGGCAGUUCUUAGCGCAAAGAAUAGUGAUACACUUAUAAGCGUUACCAUUCUUGCUCUUGUGCUUCGGGACCAGGGGAAGUACGAAGAACCUAAGCUAAUGAACCGACGGGCGCUUGAUGGUCGUGAGAAGGCGCUAGGAAAGGACCAUCCAGACACACUCACGAGCGUCAGCAAUCUUGCUGGAGUGCUGCGGCACCAGGGCAAGUACGAAGAAGCGGAAGCGAUGCACCGAUGGGCGCUUGAUGGGCGUGAGAAGGCGCUGGGCAAGGACCAUCCCCACAUAUGUACAAGCAUCUGCUCCCUCGCUUACCUCUGCCAUAAGCAAAAUCGACUCGAUGAAACCGACAAGCUUUAUGGAAACGCCUUGAAUGGAUUCAGGAAAGUGUUAGGGCCAAGUCAUCCUACUACGUUAGCUUGCGAGGGUCACUAUGCGUCUUUGAGUAAAGAGAUGGCUGCAAUGAGGUGAC